Octodon degus (degu) is the source of this 2515-nucleotide messenger RNA. Its product is annotated as ceruloplasmin. The transcript is spliced from 15 exons. Bases 43 to 2421 code for a protein of 792 amino acids. Gene Ontology annotation, biological process: iron ion transport. Gene Ontology annotation, molecular function: copper ion binding; oxidoreductase activity. The record is from RefSeq and is a predicted model, not a curated record. Gene Ontology annotation, cellular component: plasma membrane. Lineage: Eukaryota; Metazoa; Chordata; Mammalia; Rodentia; Octodontidae.
GCUGUGAACGGAUACACCUUUGGAAGUCUUCCAGGGCUCUCCAUGUGUGCAGAAGACAGAGUGAAAUGGUACCUUUUUGGUAUGGGUAAUGAAGUUGACGUGCACUCGGCUUUCUUUCAUGGACAAGCACUGACUAACAAGAACUACCGUAUUGACGCAGUCAAUCUCUUUCCUGCUACUCUUUUUGAUGCUUUUAUGGUGGCCCAGAACCCUGGAGUGUGGAUGCUUAGCUGUCAGAAUCUAAACCAUCUGAAAGCCGGUCUGCAGGCCUUUUUCCAGGUUCAGAACUGUAACAAGUCCUCAUCAGAAAAUGAUAUCCUGGGGGAAGAUGUUAGACACUACUACAUCGCUGCUGAGGAAAUCAUCUGGAACUAUGCUCCGUCGGGUAAAGACAUUUUCACCAAUGAAAGCUUAAUAGCUCCUGAAAGUGACUCAAGGGUAUUUUUUGAACAAGGCCCUACAAGAAUUGGUGGUUCUUACAAAAAGUUGGUCUACCGCGAGUACACAGACGCCUCCUUCACAAAGCGGAAGGAACGAGGCCCUGAUGAUGAACAUCUGGGCAUUCUGGGUCCUGUUAUAUGGGGAGAGGUGGGAGACACCAUCAAAGUCACUUUUCAUAACAAAGGACCCUUUCCCCUCAGUAUUCAACCAACUGGAGUGAGAGUCAGCAAGGACAACGAGGGCACACACUAUGCCCCACAUGACAGCUCCUCCAAAGGAAGGCUGCCACCUCAUUCAGCCUCCUAUGUGACACCCAAGGAGACCUUUACCUAUGAAUGGACCAUCCCCCAAGAAGUGGGCCCCACUUAUAAGGAUCCCUCCUGCCUGCCUGGGAUGUAUUAUUCUGCUGUGGAUCCCACCAAAGAUAUAUUCUCUGGGCUUAUUGGGCCAAUGAAAAUAUGCAAGAAAGGGAGUUUACAUGCAAAUGGAAGACAGAAAGCUAUCUCCAAGGAGUUCUAUUUGUUUCCUACAGUAUUUGAUGAGAAUGAGAGUUUACUCCUAGAUGAUAAUAUUAGAAUGUUUACAAUUGCUCCGGAUCAAGUGAAUAAGGAGGAUUCUGACUUUCAAGAAUCUAAUAAGAUGCACUCCAUGAACGGAUUCAUGUAUGGGAAUCAGCCUGGACUCACCAUGUGCCAAGGAGAUUCAGUCAUUUGGUACUUGUUCAGUGCUGGAAAUGAGGCUGAUUUACAUGGCAUAUACUUCUCAGGAAACACAUAUCUGUCAAGGGGGGAAAGAAGAGACACGGCCAACCUCUUCCCUCAAACAAGGCUGACGUUAAUCAUGUACCCUGACACAAAAGGGACUUUCGAUGUUGAGUGCCUUACAACGGAUCACUACGCAGGUGGCAUGAAACAAAAAUAUACUGUGAACCAAUGCCAGCACCUGUUCGAAGAGUCUACUCCCUGCAUGGGAGAAAGGACCUACUAUGUUGCAGCAGUGGAGGUGGAAUGGGAUUACUCACCACACAGGGAAUGGGAACAGGAGCUGCAUCAUUUACAGGAGCAAAAUGCUUCAAAUGCAUUUUUGGACAAGGGAGAGUUUUACAUAGGCUCCAAGUACAAGAAAGUGAUAUAUCAGCAAUACACGGACAACACAUUCACAGUGCAGGUGGAGAGAAAAGCAGAAGAACAACACCUGGGAAUUCUAGGUCCACAACUUUAUGCAAAUGUUGGAGACAAAAUUAAUAUUGUCUUUAAAAACAUGGCAACAAGGCCCUACUCAAUACAUGCCCACGGGGUGAAAACGGAGGGUUCUACAGUUACUCCAACACUACCAGGUGAAACUCGCAUGUACAUAUGGCACAUCCCAGAAAGAUCUGGUGCUGGACCAGAGGAUUUGGCUUGCAUCCCAUGGGUUUACUAUUCAACUGUGGAUCAAGUUAAGGACCUCUACAGUGGAUUGAUCGGCACACUGAUUGUCUGUAGGAAACACUUCAUGACAAUAUUUAAUCCCCAAAAGAAGCGGGAAUUUUCCCUUCUGUUUCUAGUAUUUGAUGAGAAUGAAUCUUGGUACUUAGAUGAAAACAUCAAAACGUACUCUGAGCAUCCUGAGAAAGUAAACAAAGAAAAUGAUGAAUUCAUAGAAAGCAAUAAAAUGCAUGCUAUCAAUGGAAGAAUGUUUGGAAACUUACAAGGCCUCACAAUGCAUGUAGGGGACAAGGUCAACUGGUAUCUGUUAGGCAUGGGCAAUGAAGUGGACCUGCAUUCUGUGCAUUUUCAUGGCCACAGCUUCCAAUACAAGCACGGGGGCAUUUAUCGUUCUGAUGUCUUUGACGUUUUCCCUGGAACAUUCCAAACCCUUGAAAUGUUGCCAACAACACCUGGAAUUUGGUUACUCCACUGCCACGUGACUGACCACAUUCAUGCUGGGAUGGAAACCACCUACACUGUUCUGCCAAGUGAAGAGACCAAGUCUGGAUGAAAGAAAGAAAUUGGUGAUAAGUGGGAAAAAAGAUAAAACAAUGUGUGAGCAUUGAAUGGAACGUUUACUUUGGAAUGGCUAGAAACGUUAAAAA